Messenger RNA from Synchytrium microbalum, 1344 nucleotides. RefSeq lists its product as uncharacterized. Lineage: Eukaryota; Fungi; Chytridiomycota; Chytridiomycetes; Synchytriales; Synchytriaceae. Gene Ontology annotation, cellular component: nucleus; cAMP-dependent protein kinase complex. The record is from RefSeq and is a predicted model, not a curated record. The transcript is spliced from 5 exons. Bases 1 to 1344 code for a protein of 447 amino acids. Gene Ontology annotation, molecular function: cAMP-dependent protein kinase activity; ATP binding. Gene Ontology annotation, biological process: peptidyl-serine phosphorylation.
AUGUCUCUACUACAAAAGCUAAGGAGCUCGACUAAAUCUGGCUUCAGCUCAUCGAAUUCAGUGUCGCCAACCGCUGCAGCCAAACCAACAACAGCAGAAGCAGUGCCGUCGUCAAAAGAUUCCAAAAAUGCUGAAUCAAGCAAUUGGUCGGUCGACACGCCAAACAGCAAGAACCAUGCCGCAUCAGUAGCGUCCUCACACGGCCACGCAGAUCCGAAUUCGUCGUCCAAAGACACGAGAAUCUCAAGAACGGAUGCACCCGCCAGUCCCACGAAAAACAAUGAUUCCCUAUCUUCAUCAUCACACAAGCCAGCCACCGCGCCACUACAAGAUGCCACCAAUACAGUCGUAUCCCCCACCGCAUCAUCACCCACUAGAAUCGUACGAGCACACAAAUAUGCAUUGCCGGAAUUCCAUGUAGAUCGAACGUUGGGAACUGGAUCAUUUGGGCGUGUGCAUAUGGUCAAGUUGAAGAAUACCGGGAAAUAUUACGCAAUGAAAGUAUUGAGGAAAUCUGAAGUCGUGCGUAUGAAACAAGUCGAGCAUACUGUCAAUGAAAAGGCUAUUUUGGAACAGCUGGAUUUCCCAUUCUUGGUCAGCUUGCUCGGUACCUUCCAGGAUAGUCAUAAUGUGUAUUUCGUUAUGGAGUAUGUGCAGGGUGGUGAGCUCUUCUCGUACUUGCGCCGCUGUGGUCGCUUCCCUAACAACGUGGCUCGAUUCUAUGCCGCUGAAGUCAUAUGUGCAUUUGAGUACCUUCAUGCCAAGGAUAUCAUUUACCGUGAUUUGAAGCCAGAGAACUUGUUAAUUGACUCUCAAGGACACAUCAAGAUCACCGAUUUCGGAUUUGCCAAAAACGUACCAGAUGUCACUUGGACGCUUUGUGGAACUCCAGACUAUCUCGCUCCAGAGAUCAUCCAAUCUAAAGGUUACGGACGAGCGGUCGACUGGUGGGCAUUAGGUGUAUUGAUUUACGAGAUGCUAGCCGGCCACCCACCCUUCUACGACGAAGACCACUUCAAGCUCUACGAAAAGAUUCUGGCCUGCAAGCCCCGGUUCCCCACCCACUUUGACCCUAACGCCAAAGACCUGGUCAAGAGGCUGCUCACCACAGACUUGACGAAACGUUUUGGUAAUUUGAGAGGUGGGUCUGGUGAUAUCAAGCGCCACAAGUGGUUUUUGGGAUUAGAAUGGCAGAAACUGGUCAAGCUGCAGAUUCCUGCUCCGUACAUCCCGCCAUUGAAGAGUGAUGGCGAUACGUCCAACUUUGAGGCGUACCCUGAAGAUCAUGAGCAGUAUGGGUUGCCUGGUCCAGACCCACAUCGAGACAAGUUCAAAGAUUUCUAA